UUGUCAUAGUGAGAGAAUACGCAAGUGGUUAUCAAAAAAAGUACUGAUCAGUUGACUCCUUAUCGAGUCGUACAAAACACAAGGGCUGGAUUUAGUUCAAGAGGCUCAAAGUAUAAAGCUAGUUUAAGAUAUGGGACCAACAGCACCAUCUAAAUCAGUGGUUGUUAAGGAAGAGCCAUCGUGGUCGGACAGUGCAGUGAGCGAGGCAGACAUGUCUACCAACAUGCACUCCAAACAUGUGGUUAAAGAAGAGGCACUGGCACCCGAGCAUGUAAAGAAGGAAACUUCAUGUGAGGCAGACCCACUUUCCAAACUGUACUCUGAACAUGAGGUUAAAGAAGAGUUUGUGCUGGGACCGGAGACCAUGCAACAGCCUAAAACGGUCUACACAUACUGUGUACCAGUCGAGGUCGAUGUGAAGCAGGACCCCACAGGGGCGGGGGGGACAGUAGUCGAGUCUGAGAGCGAGACGGCACCAUGCGGGAGUGAGACUGCACGAGAUCCACAGGUUAAAAAAAGCCUGACGUCGAUAGAAACCGUCGAGGUGGAGCCGGAGCCUGCAGGCGAGAGUGGGAGCAAGAUAAAAGGGUCCAGUACUAAACUAGUACUCAAGACUUACAUCUGCGACACGUGCCAAAAAGGGUUUUCAGAUGCAUACCAUUUGAACAGACAUUCAAGAGUCCACACAGGAGAAAAACCAUACACCUGCACCAUCUGCCAUAAUAAGUUCGCGAAUUCACGGAAUUUAAAUCAUCAUCUACGAAUACACACUGGAGAAAGACCGUACGAGUGCAUGGUGUGUGAAAAAAAGUUUACAAAUUCGAGUUCUUUGCAUGUACAUGAGCGGAUUCACACGGGAGAGAGGCCACACUCGUGCGGAACUUGUGGGAAGCAGUUUGCACAAAGAAGCACGUUGGUACUUCACGAACGAACGCACACUGGGGAAAAGCCUUACGAGUGCAAGAUAUGUCCGAAGAGCUUUAUAAAGUUGGCCAAUUUGAAGUUACAUGAGCGAUCACACAGAGGGGAGAAACCAUACGCAUGUAAACAAUGUGACAAAAGAUUCACACAAUCGAUGAAUUUAAAGCUACAUGAACGAAUCCACAGGCAAGAUACACCUGAAACAAUUUUGCAACAGCAAAUCUGUACGUGUUCUAACAUAUCGUGUGAUCGUCACGAAUAAAUGCCAUGAAUCUUAAAAGCGUUUAGUAUGAAUCGCUAAUAUAAGAGCCCUAUUAUGUAG
This is a messenger RNA of Cydia splendana, 1243 nucleotides long. RefSeq names its product zinc finger protein ZFP2-like. Gene Ontology annotation, biological process: regulation of transcription by RNA polymerase II. The transcript is spliced from 3 exons. Gene Ontology annotation, molecular function: DNA-binding transcription factor activity, RNA polymerase II-specific; RNA polymerase II cis-regulatory region sequence-specific DNA binding. Lineage: Eukaryota; Metazoa; Arthropoda; Insecta; Lepidoptera; Tortricidae. The coding region runs from base 131 to 1183 and encodes 350 amino acids. The record is from RefSeq and is a predicted model, not a curated record.